Molecule: messenger RNA, 825 nt
Organism: Neospora caninum
Lineage: Eukaryota; Apicomplexa; Conoidasida; Eucoccidiorida; Sarcocystidae
Product: histone methylation DOT1 family protein (Precursor), related
Exons: 6
Coding region: 1-825 (274 amino acids)
Biological process (GO): regulation of mitochondrial ATP synthesis coupled proton transport; peptidyl-lysine trimethylation; positive regulation of proton-transporting ATP synthase activity, rotational mechanism
Cellular component (GO): mitochondrion
Molecular function (GO): protein-lysine N-methyltransferase activity
Source: RefSeq, a predicted model, not a curated record
AUGGCGGACGAUUGUGGGGCUUCGCCAAACGCGGAUGCCGAAUAUUCAGAAAGCGACUCAGAAACAGACUGGAUGCCUUUUACCGGAACAACUCCAGAUCUGGUGAGGAACAACUUCCACACUCACAAAACUGGGACAGCGGCGGCUUCGUAUCUCCUUUCCAGUAAGAGAUUGCCAGCAGCAACUCCUGUGAAUAAAAUAACGCGUAUCUUGGCACAUCUAAAUCUCAGCGAGGCCGACGUGGUCUACGAUUUAGGAUGUGGCGACGGACGAGUUCUUGUUGAAUGCGCCCGAAAAAAUAAUUGUUCGGGCGUCGGCAUCGAUCUGGAUGCACGCCUGCUGCAACGGGCACGCGCAAAUGCUGAGCGUCAUCAGGUCCACCGUCGCGUCAUAUUUUUGAAGGAGAACAUCUUGGAUCCCCAGCUCAAUCUUUCUGCUGCAACCGUCGUGUACGUCGAAAGAAAACACAGUAGGAAUUUGUUGAAUCACUGGAAUAUCGUUGCACAUGAUGGAAUGCAUAUUUGUGACGUUUUUUUCUCAACAGGUUUUUGUAUCUUCUGCCAGACGCACUUUCUGUGCUGCUCCCAACCCUGGAAAAGCUCGCAAAUGACAACAAUUCACAACUCAAGAAGAUCGUAUCCGUUGGGUGGCCUCUUCCAGGGGUCCGAGCGGCAGUUAACAAUCUGGUUGAGAAAUUCUACAUAUAUGAAGCUGGUGAUCUUCGUUCCCACGCAGUGGCUUCCGCAUGAUGAUAUUGCAGGAAGAACUAAGAUACAGAAGCUCCGCAUCUGGCCACGGCUGUCAGCCAAGGGUUUAUACUUUUAG